AUGUCUGCUUCAUCUCGUAUCCCUGUUAUUGCUCAGCCCUUUGUCAGCGAUCGAGCUAAGAAGACCCUCGACUUAAUCGAGGAGUUCGUCGAGAAGGAAUGUAUCCCUGCUGAGGGCGUUUUCUCCGCUCAACUUGGUGAGGGUGAGAAGCGAUGGAAGACCAACCCACCGGUCGUGGAGAGUCUGAAGGAGAAGGCCAAGAAGCUAGGGCUAUGGAACUUGUUCCUGGCCAAGGCCCAUUACAGUCAAGGUGCUGGCUUUACAAACCUAGAGUACGGCCUGAUGGCCGAGAUCCUUGGGAAGAGCAAGCUUGGCCCAGAGGCAACCAACACUGCGGCCCCCGAUACCGGUAACAUGGAAGUCCUGGCCAAGUAUGGCAAUGAUGCCCAGCAGCGCGAAUGGCUCACCCCUCUGCUUGAGGGCAAGAUCCGGUCUGCAUUCCUAAUGACCGAGCCCGAUAUUGCCUCCAGCGAUGCUACGAAUAUCGCGCUGAGCAUUCGCCGUGAAGGCAACGAAUAUGUCCUGAACGGAUCCAAAUGGUGGGCCUCCGGCGCUGGCGAUCCCCGCUGCAGCAUCUACAUCGUCAUGGGCAAGACCGACCCCACAAACAGUGACCCCUACAAGCAGCAGUCCGUGGUGCUCGUCCCCGCCGGCCUCCCUGGCAUCACCGUGCACCGCAUGAUGCAUGUCUACGGGUACGACGACGCCCCGCACGGCCACGGCCACAUCAGCUUCAAGAACGUGCGGGUCCCGGUCGCAAACAUCGUGCUCGGCGAAGGCCGCGGCUUUGAGAUCAUCCAGGGCCGACUCGGCCCCGGCCGCAUCCACCACUGCAUGCGCAGCAUCGGCGCCGCCGAGAAGGCUCUGGAGUGGCUGAUCGCGCGCAUCAACGACGAGAACAAGAAGACCUUCGGCCAGCCGCUCGCCUCGCACGGCGUGAUCCUCGAGUGGAUCGCAAAGAGCCGCAUCGAGGUCGAUGCCGCGCGCUUGGUGGUCCUGAACGCUGCGAUCAAGAUCGACCAGGGCGAUGCCCGCGCUGCGCUGCGCGAGAUCGCGGAGGCGAAGGUGCUCGUUCCGCAGACGGUGCUGACCAUUAUUGACCGUGCGGUGCAGGCCUAUGGGGCUGCGGGUGUUUGCCAGGAUACGCCACUGGCGUAUUUGUGGGCGGGCAUCCGGACGUUGCGCAUUGCGGAUGGGCCGGACGAGGUGCAUCUGCAGCAGCUGGGACGUAGGGAGAAUAAGUCACGUAAGGAUGCUGUGGCUGCGAAGCUGAAGUUCCAGAUUGAGGAGACGGAUCGCUUGCUUACUGCCGCGGGUUUCAAGGCUAAGGCCCAUUUGUAA
Molecule: messenger RNA, 1341 nt
Organism: Penicillium chermesinum
Lineage: Eukaryota; Fungi; Ascomycota; Eurotiomycetes; Eurotiales; Aspergillaceae
Exons: 4
Coding region: 1-1341 (446 amino acids)
Molecular function (GO): flavin adenine dinucleotide binding; oxidoreductase activity, acting on the CH-CH group of donors
Source: RefSeq, a predicted model, not a curated record